Molecule: messenger RNA, 618 nt
Organism: Cuscuta europaea
Lineage: Eukaryota; Viridiplantae; Streptophyta; Magnoliopsida; Solanales; Convolvulaceae
Source: the annotation of a GenBank genome assembly
UGAUGGUGAGUAUGACUCUUUCAAGGCAUGGGUGGAGGAAAUUGAUGGUAUUGAACCUACCGUACUUCACCUAGAUAUUCCAUCAUCUUACCCGACAAAUAGGACAUUCUUCCGAGAGCUAAUGGAUGAAAAUGAAUGGCUAAGUAGCGAGCAUUUGGAUGCUCUAGUUCUUCUGUUCCGCAAAUCCAUAGAGACUGCGGCCUAUGAACUCAUGAGCCCUUUGUUUGCGUACCAAAUUUUACAGAAGGAUGCAGCAGAUGACAAACAAUGGAAGGGGGACCGAUUACUGAAGAAAAUGGAUUGGAGUCGAUAUGAAAAGGUUGGUUUGAAUAAUACAUAUGAAAAAGUUAGUUUGAUUAAUAACUACUUUAUUUACUUUAAUGCAGGUGUUCAUGCCUGUGCACACUGAUGGAAAACAUUGGGUGCUGUCUGAAAUUGACCUACUCAAUAACGUCGUACGGGUAUACGAUUCUUUGAAGACGAGUAGGUCGGUUGCAUCUGUGAGGCUUUUGUGUAUCCAACUUCCACUCCUGUUUCGGGUCAUCAAAUGCAACCCUGUCGUUACCUCCAUAGCCCAUUCACAUCCUUGGAGAGCGGAGGCAGUGGAUGAUGUUCCAC